Molecule: messenger RNA, 648 nt
Organism: Fusarium vanettenii 77-13-4
Lineage: Eukaryota; Fungi; Ascomycota; Sordariomycetes; Hypocreales; Nectriaceae
Exons: 2
Coding region: 1-648 (215 amino acids)
Source: RefSeq, a predicted model, not a curated record
AUGGAGUCCAACUACGACGAUGUCGACUUGGCGUAUCAGCCUGUUGGGAAUGAUAAUGAAGCCCUUGCUUCAUUUAACCUUCCCAUGUUCAUCAACGGCGAUGAUAACAACAUCUUCCACACAAAGAACGCGUCCAUGAGCGACUGGAAUAGACGCAUUUGUUCCUUACUCGAAGUUCUAUACAGCACACUUGACGAUAGCCCCAAAUCAACGUCAGCCACUCUUUUGGUUCUCAAGUUCCGAUUCGCGACCAUCAAGCAUCGGCGUCGACUCGUCCGCGCUCGCAUCAGCAUUGAGUUCUUCUCCAAGGACCCCGAAGUUGCCGCACCAACCGUUCUGGCCAUUGGCUUUGAUUACCGCUGGGCUGUCGAGCCGACGGUCGAUCAUGACGACUCCGUUGCUGGGGGGAAAAUGAAUGUUGGAGUUCCAGGCAUACCAUUCGUCGAAGCAACGGUAGCGGCGUCGACGGAAAAGACUCGUAGCAGAGACAGACAAGAUGCAACCACCAUCACAGGAAGCACACACUUUGGCAAAGGCCUCGAUACGGGUAACCAUACAGCAUGCUCCUGGACCCUCUUGGAGAACAAGACACGGAAGAACGCUUCCCCCAACCAAGAAACUCCCCGGGCCAACUCCUCCACCAGCUAG